CAUCAAUAUACGGGUAAUGUAAACAAAUAUUUGAUAGAUAUUUAUUAUAGCGCUUUUAUCGUUCUUAUACAUGUCAUUUAAGUUAACGUGUACACUUUUGACGUUUUACGGUUUAGUCAGUUGCUUUAACAGAGAGGCAUCAUGCUAUCCAGCAUUCCUCAAUCUCUGCGGACACCAGCAAUCGUCCUGCUUUUCUUGGUUGUCCUAGAGGUGACAUCACAAGCACAUGCAGACAAGAGUUUUGAAGAUGUGCGUUGCAAGUGCAUCUGUCCGCCCUACAGAAACAUCAAAGGACAUAUCUACAAUAAGAAUGUGUCCCAGAAAGACUGUAACUGUCUUCAUGUAGUGGAGCCCAUGCCAGUUCCUGGUCAUGAUGUGGAAGCAUACUGUCUACUUUGUGAGUGCAAGUAUGAAGAACGAAGUAGCAACACCAUCAAGGUGACCAUUAUCAUUUACUUGUCAGUUGUUGGAGCACUUCUGCUGUACAUGCUAUUCCUGCUUCUAGUUGAUCCACUGAUCCGCAAACAUGAUCCAUAUACCAUGCCAUUGCAUAAUGAGGAAGAGUCUGAGGAUGUGAGGCCUCGUGUGGAAGGCGCUCAGGGCCGUGGGAAUACAGUGCUGGAAAGGGUAGAGGGAGCUCAGCAGCGCUGGAAAAAACAAGUCCAGGAGCAACGCAAGACUGUGUUUGACCGCCACAAGCUGCUCAGCUAAGCUCUCAGUCUGGGUUUGGGGAGAAGCGGACCACUGACUGACGAAACUUGCAUGAUGAUCUUAGAAUUUGAGAAGCUCAGAUGCAACAUACACUAAACGCUGCCUCAGCCCAUUCAGAGAUACUGUUUUUUUGCAGAAUCGAUUAAUAGUCAGAUAAAAAAAAUGCUAAUAUUACAAAAACAUAUCAGACACAGUUUUGUGCAUCUGAGCUCCUCAUUUGUUUUUGUUUGGCAUAUGUUUUGUCAGUGGGCCUGCUUCUUUAGUAUUAUAAUAUCAAAGGCUUUCACAUUGAAGCUUGUGCAAACAUGGCAACAUGUUAAGAAGUUGUUAAUAGCUCUUAAAUUGCUCGACCAUUGACUUGGACAUAAGUUGGGGGAUUGGCAACCUCUUCACAUUUUCUGACCAAAACACUUAAAGAAAUGUGUUAUCACUGUUUGUUUUAAUUACACAGCAAAUGUAUUCUAAUAACACUGACCUGUUAAGCUGAUAAGCUGAAAUAGUAUCGCUUUUUAAUGUGUAGACUGUCAUUGCACUGAUAAAGUUUCACUUUGCAUUUCCAAGAAAAUGUAUAUAUUAACACAUUACUGAUAAAUGUUUUUGUUUAUUUUAUUUUAUAUUGUUUACCUAUUAAUAAAUAGGUAUGAAUAAUAGGAAUGUCACAAACGUAUCUUUCAAAUGUCACAUUGUAUUAAUUUAAAAAUGUAUUUAUUCAGACAAUAAUCCUGUAAGAGUGUUGAUUGCUUUGCAGUUGUUGUUAUACCACAGGCUUGCCGUUUGAUGUGAUUUAAACUUUUUUGGAUACUUUCCAGAAAGAUUGAUUGACAAUAAAAUGUGAAGACAUUUUAGAACUUUAUUUAAAUGCUUUUUGCUGCUAUAACUGUCUUUUACGGUGAAUAUCGAAAAUUUUGUAUCUGAAAAAAACUCUGCUUAUGUAAACAUGCACUGAAAUAAAAAAUAUGCAAAACGUU
Misgurnus anguillicaudatus (oriental weatherfish) is the source of this 1679-nucleotide messenger RNA. It is a transcript of the gene tmem9, whose product is annotated as transmembrane protein 9. The record is from RefSeq and is a predicted model, not a curated record. Lineage: Eukaryota; Metazoa; Chordata; Actinopteri; Cypriniformes; Cobitidae. Gene Ontology annotation, cellular component: lysosomal membrane.